AUGCAGCUUGCAGACCCACAGAUAUUAUUGCCUGGCCGUAUCCGGGUCACUGGAGAUGAAGAUGAUAUCUCCGGCAACUGCUCCAUUGGCGAUCCGGGCUCCAACCGUCAUCUCCACGAGAACCUUCAACUCCGAGGACCACCUAAUCUCGUCUUAUUCCCAGAUGAGAGAUGCCAGAUUUCGCACCUCUCCUCGUCUCCUUCCCGGAAGCCUUUCCGCUGGACUCUGUCGGCACUUCUCCACCUAACUGGCUUCAUGCGGUCGGUGGUGAACGUCUCUAUAUGUUACAGGCGAUAGCAGAGGAGGAAGACAAGAUCGGUGAGCGUGCUGCGCGUGCAACCAGACCGCUAA
Messenger RNA from Spirodela intermedia, 351 nucleotides. The record is from the annotation of a GenBank genome assembly. Lineage: Eukaryota; Viridiplantae; Streptophyta; Magnoliopsida; Alismatales; Araceae.